UACCUCUGCUUUCUGGGAGCAUUCUUCCUCUUUUCUUUCGCGCCAUUUACCGUUUUUCUUCUUCUUGAAUUGGGGGUGAAAGAAUGGCUGAAGACUCUGAGGUGAUAUUGUUGGAUUUCUGGGCAAGCAGGUAUGGGAUGAGGGUAAGAAUCGCUCUGGCUGAGAAGGAGAUCAAGCACCUGUGCAUCGAAGAAGCAGAUCUACACAGCAACAAGAGCGAGCUGCUUCUCGAGAUGAACCCGGUUCACAAGAAGAUCCCGGUUCUCAUCCACAACGGCAAGCCGGUCUGUGAAUCUACGAUCAUAGUGGAGUAUAUUGAUGAGGUUUGGAAGGGAAAGUACCCGCUGCUCCCCUCUGAUCCCUACGCGAAAUCCCAGGCUAGAUUCUGGGCAAACUACAUUGACCAGAAGGUUUAUGAUUCUAGCAAGAAAACCUGGACUGCGAAGGGAGAGGAAGAACAGGAGGCGGCCAAGAAGGAUUUUCUAGGACAACUAAAGGUGCUGGAAGGAGAACUGGGAGAGAAGCCAUACUUUGGGGGAGACAGGUUUGGGUUUGUUGAUGUUUCUCUCAUAGGAUUCUACAGCUGGUUUCAUGUCUUUGAGACAUUUGGCAAGUUCAGCAUAGAGGCAGAGUGCCCCAAGCUGAUUGCCUGGGCUAAGAGGUGCAUGGAGAGGGAGAGUGUCUCCAAGUCUCUCCCAAAUCCCCAUAAGGUCUUUGAGUUUGCCCAAGUGCGAAGGGACAAGAUGGGCACUUCUUGAAACCAUGGUGUCUUGCUGUUUUCAUCCAUAAAUGGCUCCCCCCCCCCUCUUUUGUAGGGGUGUUAAUAUGUUAAUAUUGUCCAAUAAUAUAAUGCCACACUAAGCUAUAUAUAUGUAUAAACAUAUACUUUGCUGUGUUAACAAACCUUCUGCCUUUAAUACCUUUGUUUAAUGCAAUGGGAACUGCCCUUACUUCUCUUAGCCAUUGCCCUUAAUUCCUUAUUUAGAUUAUUUUAGUAUAAAACUCAUAAACAACUGACCUUAUG
Molecule: messenger RNA, 1024 nt
Organism: Cuscuta campestris
Lineage: Eukaryota; Viridiplantae; Streptophyta; Magnoliopsida; Solanales; Convolvulaceae
Source: the annotation of a GenBank genome assembly